Atta colombica is the source of this 2501-nucleotide messenger RNA. Its product is annotated as nucleoporin NUP2-like. The record is from RefSeq and is a predicted model, not a curated record. Gene Ontology annotation, cellular component: cytoskeleton. The transcript has 18 exons. Lineage: Eukaryota; Metazoa; Arthropoda; Insecta; Hymenoptera; Formicidae. Bases 185 to 2041 code for a protein of 618 amino acids.
CGUGUCUCAAGUGCGUAUCUGCGUUCAGCACAGAACUGAUAAAACACAUAUGAUCGGCGGUAAUCGAGCAACGUAAUCAUUUUGAAAAGAAUCGUUGUCAGCUAUUCUUAUCUCACGUUAAGGAUAUCUUGUCUUAUUUACAGACUUUUACUAUUACCGAAGUACAAUAAAUUUGGCGAGUAAUAUGGUUGGAAUGACGCAAAGACCCUGGACACCAACAAAAAGACGAGGCCCGAUUGCCGCCGAAUAUAGCAGUCCAGGACCAGCCUGUGUAACUUUACCAUCGUUAAUAGGAAAAACAGUUACAGAUUCUAAACGAGGAAGAGCACCAGCAUUCUCCUUCGGCAGCAGGCAUGCAGCGAAAAAUAAUAGCUCUGGACCUGGUCCUGGGCAAUAUAAUGUCACUGGGCUUAGCGCAAAAGGAAAAGAUGCCGCACCAGCCGUGUCGCUAUAUGGUCGAACGAAAUCAACGAAAUUCGAAAUUACACCAGCACCAGGCGAUUACAAUCCGUUAAAGGCGGAGAAGAUAAUUCUGGAUAGCUCACCAAAAUAUUCUUUCGGCGUUAAAACGCAAAUCGAGAAGAUCAGCUGUACACCCGCUCCAGGUACUUAUCAUCCCGAAAAAAUGAGAAUGGAUAAAGCACCGCAGUUCACGUUCGGACUUAGAACGUCGCUCGAUAAGCCGAGCGACACGCCAGCACCCGGAACAUACAGCCCAGAGAAGGUGAAUUUGGAAAAGGGCCCGCAGUACAGUUUAACUGGCAAAAGCCAAAUAGAGAAAUGCAAUGGUACACCAGCGCCAGGUGCGUAUUGUCCCGAGAAAGUAAAAUUGGACUCAUCACCAAAGUUCAGUUUUGGAUUAAAGCUUGCUGUGGAGAAACCGAAUGAUACACCAGCACCAGGUACUUAUAGCCCAGAAAAAGUGAAUUUAGACAAAGGUCCGCAGUACAGUUUGAGUGGUAAAGGAUCCGCUGAAAAACCUUUAGAUACGCCAGCGCCUGGAACGUAUUCUCCGGAAAAAGUAAGAUUAGAUAAUACACCGCAAUAUAGUUUCGGAAUUAGACAUACCCUGGAUAAACUCAGUGAUACACCAGCACCUGGAACUUACAGUCCAGAGAAAGUAAACUUAGAUAAAGGGCCACAAUAUAGUUUAGCUGGCAAAGGGCCUGCAGAGAAAUUUAUUGAUACUCCAGCGCCUGGAACUUAUAGCCCAGAGAAGGUAAAUUUGGACAAAGGACCGCAAUACAGUUUAACUGGCAAAGGAUCCAUUUCGAAAACUAAUGAUAUUCCUGCACCUGGCACAUACAGCCCUGAAAAAGUAAAUUUGGACAAAGGACCGCAGUAUAGUUUAGCCGGAAAAGGAAUGCCGGAAAAAUUAAACGACAAUCCAGGCCCUGCUGAUUAUAAACCAGAGAAAGCUCUAAAUCUGGAACAUAAACCUUAUUACAGUUUUGGUGAUAGAAAAACUUCGGAUAAACCUAAAGAUACACCAGCUCCCGGUACAUACAGUCCUGAAAAAAUAAACAUGUCUAAGUCGCCGCAAUAUAGUUUUGGCAUUAAAACUGAGAUUUGUGAGAAAAACACUAUACCAGGUCCUGGCGAAUACAAUCCAGAAAAGACAAUGCUUUUGUUGGAAAAAGCGUUGCAAUUUACUUUCGGUCUUAAACCGCCCUUGAACAGAUCAAACGAUGUUCCAGCACCCAAUAUCUAUAACAUUCCUUCUGCCCUCGGCGGAACUAAAGAAGGUAAUAAGAAAGCAGCACCUGCCUAUUCAAUAUCCGGUAGGCAAAAAGUCUUUACGGACGAUCGUGUUCUCGUACCUGGACCAGGUGCAUACGAGUGCAUUAAACCAGAUACAAUCAGAAUGAAAAGUCCAGCAUAUAGCAUGAGUGCGCGUUUUUCUCUGCCCGACGAUCACUCGCAGAUCCCAGGACCUGGAGCACACUGCCCGGAAAAGGUGCUUCUCGACAUUCCCCCUGCGCAUACAUUUGGCAUCAGGCAUUCACCCUAUAUUUGUAAUUUGAAGGAUGCAGUUUGUUAAUUCAGCAAUUAGUAAUAAUUAGUAAUUUAUCAACUAAACAUAGUCUUUUCCAUUAUUUGACAGAAUCAAUUAACAAAUUUUAACAAUCAAGUUUGUUUUUUUUUUCUUUUUAUUUCUUUGCUGUAUUAAUUAUUAUUAAUUCUGUAGAAAAAUGUUGAUAGAAUAAAAAAAUAUAUGCUUAUAAUUAGAUAUAAUUAUCUUUUAUAAUUAUGCUACACAACAAAAAAUUUAAAUAUAUAUGAGUUAAAUAUAUAUCGUACACUGAAAUUACAAAUAAAUCUAAGAUAAUACAAUAUAUACAUAGUAUGAACAUUUCGAUAUUAUUUACUUGUGUAGCAGUUAAUUUGUCAUAUAUCAACUAAUAUAAAAAAACUUUGUGCAAUAUAAUACGUAAUAAAGGAGGAUGUUAAGGUUUGUUUGUUUCUUUGCUAAAAAAUUUCGAAAUAUAUAAAUUAUAAUA